GUAAUAUUAGCCUUAUAUGUUGCCUAGGUGUCCUUUAGAAAAUAUCGCCUGCUGCUGUUUCUCAAACAGUUGCUCUCCCUUUUGCAAAUGAAUUACAAAUAAUAGACUCCCUGUUUCUCAAGUGAAAAAAAUUUAUUCUGCUGAAGGAAUGAUUUGAAAGAUCUGGACUCACUCCCUCUUUGGUUCUGCAUUUUGAUGGGAUAACAGUAUUUUGACAAGUACUAGAUAAGAGACAUUUGUAGGCCACCAGUGUUUAUCUUAAAUCCUAUUGUUCUUUCUCUUUUACUCUUUUCCCUUUCUUUGAUUUCAUUCUACUAAACGAAAGAGUGAAAAAAGUGUGGUAUACUUGUUAAGAGUGUUGGACUGUGUCUUGCAAAAAUCGUAUUUUAAUCCCACUUAUGAAACUAAGUUGGUGACUUUGGACCAGUCUCUUUAACCUGGCUGUUCAGCAGUGGAACUCCCUGUCUUGGAGCGUAGUGGAGGCUCCUUUUUUGGAAGCUUUUAAACAGAGGCUUGAUGACCAUCUGUGGGGGUGCUUUGAUUGUGGUUUUCCUGCAUGGCAGGAGGUUGGACUAUAUGGCCCAUGUGCUGGUCUCUUCCAACUCUGCUUUUAUGAUUCUGUGACUCAACCCGACUCUUGGGUGUUGGGAGUGUGCAACUGGAGGAAUGGCCAAAUUUAUUUAUUAUUUAUAGUAUUACAGUAUUUAUAUUCUGCCCUUCUCACCCCAAAGGGGAUUCAGGGUGGAUCACAGAACUCAUAUAUAGCAAAUAUUCAAUGCCAAUUAUAACAAUGACAAGACAGACAACAGAUAGAGGUACAGUAGAGUUCCAGUUAUCCGUCAUAAAGGGGCGGGUCAAAUGACGGAUAACCGGAACUGUUGGAUAAUAGGGUGGCCCUAUUAUCCAAGCCUCUCCACACUCCAAGCCAGGUGCAUGACAGGGAGGGAAGGGACACUUCUCUCCGUGCCAAGCCACAGGUUUCCUCCCUUGCUGUAAUGGAGGAAGCCUGGGGCUUGUCAGGGAGGGAAGGGACACUUCUCUCCCUGCCAACCCCAGGGCUUCCUCCCUUGCUUGUCCGGGAGGGAAGGGACAAUUCUCUCCCUGCCAAGCCACGGGCUUCCUCCCUUGCUGCAACAGAGGAAGCCCGGGGCUUGUCAGGGAAGAAUGGACGCUUCUCUCCGUUCCAAGCCCUGGGCUUUUUUCCUUCCUACAAUGGAGGAAGCCCGGAGCUUGUCAGGGAGGGAAGAGACGUUUCUCUCCCUGACAAGUCCCGGGAUUCCUCCAUUGCAGCAAAGGAGGAAACCUGGGGCUUGUCAGGGAGAGAAGCGCCCCUUCCCUCCCUGCCAAGCCCUGGGCUUCUUCCAUUGCAGCAACGGAAGGGAGUGCUGCUGAGUCGGAGGAAGCUCAAGAGAGCGAGAGGGAGGAGGACUUUAUCUCUCUCUUCCUCAGGCUACCCCAGAAAGAUGCAAAGGCAUGGAGGAGGUGGGGCAUGGAGGAGGUGGGGCAUGGAGGAGGUGGGGGCAGACGCAGCAGCAGAGGCAGCCAUGAGUGCGGCGGCGGCGGCUUCCUCCCGUGCCUCCUCGCACACUCCAGGCCCUCUUCUGCAUGGAGCCCGCCCUGCUCUCCACCACCUCGGCGCAGCUGCUGGGAGCCUCGAGCUCAAAGGUGUAAAUGUUGGGGACAGAUGGAAAGAAGUAAACCAGCUGACAAAGAAGCAUGUGAAAGACCACAUUCUGAUUUUCAAUGAUGCUCAUUUCAUGAUGUCAUCUUUAGGAGCAAAGGAUCACCAAACUACUCGUGAACUUUUAACCACCCUUCAAGAGCUGGCCCAGGCGCCUGAUGAAGAUCAUGAGCUAAACUUGGCUCCACAGCUGGGUCUUCCUCUUUUGCAAGCAUUUGUGGAAUUUGAGAAUUGCAAUUAUGAUAAGGCAGUGGAAUUGCUGUAUCCCAUUCGCUACAGAAUUGUUGAAAUAGGAGGGAGCAAUGCCCAAAGAGAUGUGUUUGCACAACUGCUAAUUCAUGCUGCUUUGAACUGUAAAUCUAAAGCUAACCAAAAGCUUGCUAGGUGCCUUCUUAUUGAACGCGAUGAACUGAGACCAAAUUCACCGUUAACUGAGCGGCUGAUGCGGAAAACCACCGCUCUUCAUGCCCUGGGAUGAACUUUGUAAUCGAGAUCAAUAUAUUUCUAAUUAACAUCUAUUAUAGCAACAAGUAAUUCGCACUGUGGAAACAAUUUUACCUAAAUCCAAAACAGCCAAGAUUUUCAGAACUCUACAGUUCAAGAUUAGUAUUUUUAUUCCACUUUGCUUUUGUGAAUGACUAGGGACCCAGUGGGGGCUGGGAAUGAGCAGUGUGAUUAUCUUUAAAAAAAUAAUAGAAAUCUUUAUUCCAAGGAGUUGCAGUAAUUACUUGAUGACAGGACAAUGGAGUCAUGGAAGUUUAUGCUGAAUAAAACAUAUGGACCCAAUUGUUUGGGAAUCUAAAAUAUAAA
Messenger RNA from Anolis carolinensis (green anole), 2491 nucleotides. It is a transcript of the gene ttc38, whose product is annotated as tetratricopeptide repeat domain 38. Bases 996 to 2159 code for a protein of 387 amino acids. The transcript has 5 exons. Gene Ontology annotation, molecular function: protein binding. Lineage: Eukaryota; Metazoa; Chordata; Lepidosauria; Squamata; Anolidae. The record is from RefSeq and is a predicted model, not a curated record.